This is a messenger RNA of Physella acuta, 8275 nucleotides long. RefSeq lists its product as uncharacterized. The record is from RefSeq and is a predicted model, not a curated record. Gene Ontology annotation, molecular function: calcium ion binding. NCBI's taxonomy places the organism in Eukaryota, Metazoa, Mollusca, Gastropoda, Physidae. Gene Ontology annotation, biological process: cell-matrix adhesion.
AUGGGUUGCGUCCAAACCCUAACUGACCAAGCUGGAUCAAUAACCACACCCAACUACCCGGAACCUUACCCUAACGACGCCAGCUGUUCUUGGACUAUCACUGUAGCAGCCAAUCAAAUCAUAGACCUUAGGUUUGCGAGCUUUGAUACCGAAGCUUCCUGCUACGAUUAUGUUAAGAUCUACGACGGGCCGAGUGCAAUAACGACGCCUAUCGGGACAUACUGUGGUUUUAUGGACAGCAACAAAAUCAACAGCUUCUUAGCCAGAUCCACUGGGAACAAGAUGUUCAUAGAGUUCAAAUCGGAUUCUUCAAGAGUGCUAGCAGGAUUCAGCGCUACCUACAGAGCCCAUGAAUGUAAAAGCUUCACCUACGGUCCAGACAAUUGCGAGAACGCAUGUACGUGUGUACAGAACAACACCAGGUACUGUAACAAUUUGAACGGGGUGUGUUACUGCAAACCAGGAUUUUCCGGAAGCAACUGCGAAGUGGAUUUCAACGAAUGCAGCGACCCAAAUAUCUGUGAAGAUCCUUACUCAACCUGCAAUAACACAAAAACUGGCUAUGAGUGUCUCUGUAAACCUGGGUUCGAGAAAAACGAAACAACUGGAGAAUGUUACGUACCAAUGGUAAUGUGCAGGCAAAGCAACUGUAAAACUAAAAUCUGCUCACACGGGUGUGGGCUGACUUCGGCUCUACCUCCUGUAGAACAGUGUUCAUGUCCUAAAGGCAUGAAAUUGGACUCGGUAACACAGGAGACAUGUACAAAUUGCUCUGAUUGGACCUACGGCGAGGACUGUCGGUACAGCUGUACGUGUAACACAGCCAACACAGAAUAUUGCAACAAGGUGAACGGCUUGUGUAACUGUAAGCCGGAGUGGACCUCGCCUACCUGCUCUGAAGACGUCAACGAAUGCGGCUUCUCAAAGUCCCCAUGCACGCAUGACCAUAGCAUCUGUAGGAAUUUGGUUGGAUCCUAUGAGUGUCUUUGUGUGCCGGGAUAUCGUGUCAUCAACACAACCCUGUGUGGAGACUGUGGAGAGGUUUUCAACAAUGAAUCUGGGCAGAUUGACUCGGGUCGCUACUUAGAAGCACACACUUCCAUUCAGCUUUGUAAUUGGACAAUUAAGGGGACUCCUGGAAAAGUCAUCUCCAUUCAACUUCUAAGCUGGACGGCGUACUGGUAUGAUUCUGAUUCUAUCCAGUUUUACUCUGGAAGUGGCUCGAACUCAGUACUCUUUGACAACGUUGUGUACUAUGACUCUUGGAGUCGUGUGAUCAGAACAACUAGCACAGAAGUGUCUAUUAGACUACAGAAGGGAUCAUACAACCGGAAUUCACCUACAUUUUUAGCAAAAUAUUUGGUGCACGACUGCCCAGAAGACUACUAUGAUUUCAACUGCUCGACGCCGUGUUCCUGUGUUAAAUCUAACACACAGUCCUGUGUCAGCACUACGGGGGCGUGUAACUGUAAGCCGGGAUGGUCAUCUACAUACUGUUCUCAAGACAUAGACGAGUGCAACGACCCGUUGGCGUGCCCAGACUACUCAAACUGCAUCAACACGCCAGGCAGUUUCCGGUGUGAAUGCAAGGAAGGCAUGCAGAUGGUUAACGGUGCAUGCGUCGUGAUGGCAAAUGCAGUUUGCACUGCGACUUCGACAAGAAAUUGUUCUCAUGUGUGUGUUAGCAUCACGCCCAUUACCACUCGUCAACUGACAGCGAUAUGUUACUGCCCUAUCGGCAAGGAAGUAGAUGAUGACGGCAAUACGUGUGUCGACUGCAAAAACUUUAGAUAUGGACCCGAUUGUUUACGGCAAUGUUCCUGUGUCCGCAACAACAGCCUCAGCUGUAACACAAGGCAAGGCUAUUGUAACUGCAAACCAACAUUUGAGGGUUCAGACUGUAAUGCUGAUGUCGACGAAUGUUUCCGUGGGACCUACACUUGCCCCGAAAAUACAACUUGCACAAAUACAUAUGGCGGAUACAAAUGUGACUGCGACUAUAGAUAUGGCUACUAUGAAUCUAAAAACGGAAGCUGUCCACAGCUUGGCUGUGCUUUCAAAUUAACGAAUUCAACGGGUACUAUAACUAGCCCUAAUCCUACUUACCAGCAGUUUAGAAAUGCGAACUGCAUCUGGGAUAUUACUGUAGACACCAAGCAGGUUGUCUCUCUCAGGAUAUCUAGUUACCGAAUAUAUUCUGAUGCCAAAUGCACAUCUGCUUAUUUUGAAGUCUAUGAUGGAAACACAACUGGCAGACUAAUAGGAAGAUACUGUCAAACCAUUCCAGAUAUACUUCGAACCAGAAAGAAUAAAAUGACUAUUGUUUAUAAAAAUGAGUACACAUAUUAUGAUUUCCAUGGAUAUUUUACUGGGACCUAUAUUUCGCAUGUAUGUCCCAGUUUCUAUUACGGGACCAGUUUAUGUGACACUAAGUGCAGAUGUGUAAAAGAGAACUCGCAGUAUUGCGACAACAUCAGCGGCAUGUGUGUCUGUAAACAGGGUUGGACCGGCAGUGACUGUUCACUUGAUGUCAACGAAUGUCUUGGUACAAACAACAAGUAUUGCCCUCCGAACUCUAACUGUUCCAAUACAGUUGGUAGCUAUAGCUGUGUCUGUCACCUUGGGUAUGUGAUGAAAAAAGCAACUCAGACAUGUGAAGCAAGCAAGGAGUGUGUCAUCAAAAAAUGUUCCCAUGGUUGCUACAUUAAAAGUGUUGGUGUGGAGGUUUGCACCUGUCCUGAGGGCUUAGUACUUGAUAACAGCACACAGCAGUACUGUGUUGUUCCUUACUAUCCCUAUGGAGAAAUGGCCAAGGAUUCUUUACUCAACAACAGUGCCACAGAUCUUCAGUCCUACCUAAUCAGUGAACCAAUCUACUUUGAGUCAGCAGCACCAUUCAGUGGUAAUGCACAACCUGCGGCUUAUGUGAUGUCAAAUGGUGUUUUUGGUUUUGGAUCAAAGCCCAUGAAGAUCAGUGGAUUUUCUGAUCUUGAUUUGGCAAAUCAACAAGGGCAAAAUUUAGUAGCACCAUACUGGGCAGAUAUGGAUACCACAAAAGGGAAAACUUACUAUCAUGUCUAUGAAAAAAGUGGAAGCCUGUUGUGGGAACCUGAUGAAAAGGGAUCCCCCCAGAGGAACACUGUCCUGGAGAGAGCCACUAAAGAUAUAAUGGAAUUCUAUUCUCUGUAUGGGUUUGGUGUCACCAAGGUGUUGGUGAUAACAUGGGAGAAUGUUCAGCCUUUUGGAUUUUUGGAAAACAAAACAAAUACCAUUCAAGCAAUUUAUGUCAGUGGAUGGGAAACAGUUAACAAAAAUGGAAGAGAUACAUUCCUAGACUUUGAGACUUCGUACGCCAUCUUCAUUUACCAACAAGAAAAGAUGAAUUGGAACUACCAAAAAGGGAGACCUAUUAGCAUAGGGGCUAGUAACAAUAAAAAAGUUUUUGAUGAUUUGGACACUGAAAUUGUGACUAGCUUGGACAAAAUCCCUGGAAAUACUGGUACUGGUUAUAAUGGAGUCAACACUGUCAAAAUUGGCGAGGUGUCAAACAGUGAUACCAAAUGUAACCAAUACAUCUACACAAAAGCCUACCUUCUCUCCGACCCUGUGUUCCAAUACAAAAAAGACAAGCUGUAUAAAUGUCCAUGUACUGUACAGAGGCUUGGACAUCAGUGGCGGCUCUAUGAGAAAAGAGGAGAUAAUAAGGACAUUCAUUGCUACGUCAUCAGUGAAGUGGCUAAAAGGAGGCUGUUGUCACAAAAUAAUAUGAACAUGCUAUGCUGCUAUAAAGUGACAGAACCAGAGAACUUUGAGUGGAAAACUUAUCUAAAGCUCCAGCAAGAGGCCACAUACAUACCCCCUUCUCCUGAAUCAGGCCACAUAUUAACCAGUGAUCCUUGGUCCCAAAUUUAUAGUGAAAAUCUUGAACUCUGGGAGAAUCUGCAAGCAAAGGACAGGUGCUGUAAAAAUUCCAGCAAGACCAAAUAUUGUGACUGGUUCUAUCAUAUUUUCUCAGACAAAGGCUGCUCUUUCUUUGUAGAGUGGGUCCCCAUAUCUGCAUUGGGUGACCCAUCCAUCACAACACUGGAUGGUGUAACCUAUGCUAUGAAUGGAUGGGGAGAGUACCACCUGAUGGAAAUACCCAGUGAAAAUUUUACACUGCAGGCUAGGACAGAGAGGACAGUAGAUAUCAAUGGGACACUCACCAAUGCAACUGUUUUCACUGGCUUUGCUGCUAAGGAAUCAAAUGAGACAACUGUUCAAAUUUUGCUUUCAACCUCCAAUAAAACGAUGGAACUGUCAGUCAAUGGCAUUGACAUCACUGCUGACUUCUACAGUAAUGAGGAUGAUCAUAUUGUCUCCACUACAUCUCUGCAAGUCACAAGAGAAAUUAAAAUGAACAGAACAGUAGCUGUUGUCACCUUUGUUUGUGGUGUAACAAUUCAAGUACAUGUAGCAGUGAGAAGCCUUACAAUUGUUACCGAAGUACCUAUAGAUCUACAGGGUGAAACAAAGGGUCUUCUGGGAAAUUUCAAUGGCAACAUGACAGAUGAAUUCAUCCUUCCAGAUGGGGUUGUUUUAUCAGCAAAUUUGACUGAGAGAGAAUUAUUCCAACAAUUUUCUCAAGCAUGGGUGGUCACGACAGCUACAAGUGUAUUUUCUUACAAGGAAGGGGAAAGCACCAGCAGUUACCAACAUCCAGAGUUCAUUCCCAUGUUCAGAGAUGAAGCAGACCCAGCUGAAGUUGAUAAAGCCAAGGAAAUUUGUGGGGACAAUGAUGCUUGUAUCUUUGAUUUCAUGGCCACUGGUGACGUGGCAUUUGCUGAAAGUACUAAAGAAUUCAGUGAAGAGAUGCAAGCUUUGCAUAAAAGCUUAGCAAACAACAUACCCACAUUGCAAGUCAGAAACAGCAGUUUAAGCAGUAGUGGUCGCUGGCUGGUUCAACAUGGAGUUCAGUCCACAAUACAACUUGUUGCUGAAGAUGGUGAUGGCGAUAACAUAACAUAUGAAAUUGUUGGCAAUGUGAGCGAUGUGAUAGUUGGCGAUGAUGGAGUGCUCACAUACAAACCAGAUUCUAAGAACCCCAUACUUCUUCAGGUCAGGGCCAAAGACUCAGCAGACGCAUACUCCCCUGUGGUUUUUAUACCUGUGACAGUGUGUCCAACAUGCAGUGGACAUGGCAUCUGUAAUGUGGAUAUCACAAGGGAGGAAGAGUUUUUUAAUGGCCGCUUCCAGAUAUUAACCUGUGAUUGUUUCCCUGCCUAUACAGGUGACGACUGUGAAUCAGAACUUGAUGCCUGUGCAAAUGAACCAUGUUCAAAAGGACAGGACUGCACUGACUUAACUGCAGCUGAACAAGGGAAUGAUACCAUUGGUUACACAUGUGGUGUUUGUCCAAUAGGAUUUAAGAAAUUAAAUGGCAGAUGUGUUGAUAUUGAUGAAUGCAGCAACAAGACCAUUUGUGAGCAAGUGUGUACCAAUACAGAGGGAUCUUUCCUUUGUAGUUGUCAAGCUGGUUACAGACAAGUUUUAGAAAAUGGAGGAAGCUGUUCAGAUAUCAAUGAAUGUGCUGAAAGAACAUCCAAAUGCCAACAGAAUUGCACCAACACCAAGGGCAGCUACUCUUGUUCCUGCCAGCCAGGUUAUACUUUGGAUACAAAUGGCUUCACAUGUACAAUGGACUCUAAAAACCAAGAGCUCUGCUAUCAAUGUCAACAAGUUUGUCAAGUCAACAAUGAACAAGUUACCUGCAGUUGUAGAUUGGGUUAUGAAGUGGAUCCAGAUGACAACUCAAGCUGCAUAGAUACAAAUGAGUGUUUAAGUGUAGCCCAACCAUGCAGCCAAAACUGUACAAAUCUUGAAGGCUCUUUCCAAUGUUCUUGCAAUGCUGGAUACAAGCUUGCAACUGAUGGGGUGACAUGCACAGCCUGCAAACAACCCUACUAUGGUGAGAACUGCUCAAGCAUCUGCCAGUGCAGUGGCCAUGGAAACUGUAGCUCAGUCACUGGCUGUGUCUGUGACAAAAACUGGACCGGCAAAAACUGUGAACUGGAUGUGGAUGAGUGCAAACAACCCAACGCCUGCCCUGAAGGGUUUGUCUGCAAAAACACAUUUGGCUCUUACAGUUGUGAUUGUCCUAGUGGAUUUGUUAAAGAAAAUGGUUCCUGUGUAGACUUUGAUGAGUGUAAAGACAUUUACACCAACACAAUUUGUGACAAAACUUUGGAAGUUUGUGUCAACACAGUAGGCAACUACAGCUGUUCAUGUAAGCCAGGAUAUGCCAGGAAUGCUCAGAAUGUCUGUGAAGACAUAGACGAGUGCAAGAAGAAAACAGAUAAGUGCCAACAUAUCUGUGAGAACAUACCUGGUUCAUACAACUGCAUGUGCUGGCAGGGUUACUAUCUCUCUGAGGACUGGACCACAUGUAUCAAAGUAAGAGAUCCAUGUCAAGGCAUGGCUAUAAACUGCAGCUAUGGGUGCAGUGUUAGUGCUAGUAAAGUAGCCACAUGCUUGUGUCCUAGAGGGUUUAUACUAAAGGAAGGUAACCUGUGUGAAGACAUCAAUGAAUGCCUGAAUGACACAGACAAUGAGUGCACACUGCAUUCAUCUUGUGUCAACACUGACGGCAGCUACACCUGUUCUUGUUCAGCUGGCACCAUGCUGGACAAUGAUGGACGCACCUGUAUUGCUUGCAGUGGGGGGACAUGGGGAUUUAACUGUAACCAAACAUGCAGCUGUAGUUCAGGGUCAGAUCACUGUGAUGCAGCUACUGGUUGUGUUUGCAAGUCUGGUUAUACAGGAGCGCUGUGUAAUGUUGACAUUAAUGAAUGUGUCACUGGGGAUUUGGUGUGUAAUUCAAGCACCGAAGUUUGUGUCAAUUUACCUGGAAAUGCUACCUGUGAGUGUCAAUCAGGCUAUUCAAGAACCGGAGACAUUUGUGCAGACAUAGAUGAAUGUCUGAGUCCUUCAACUAACAACUGCAGUCAACAAUGCAACAACACUGCUGGUGGAUUCAACUGCUCAUGUUUCCCUGGCUUCACUUACAACUCAAACAACAACACGUGCUCAGAUAUAGAUGAAUGCUUGACAGGAACAUCAAAAUGUGACCAGAACUGCACCAAUACUGAAGGGAGCUACACAUGUUCUUGUACACCUGGUUGGUCGCUAGACGCAAAUGGUCUCACAUGCAAAGAUGUUGAUGAGUGUGUCCUGUCUACAUCAAACUGUCAACAGAAAUGUACAAACAAUGUUGGCAGCUAUACAUGUUCCUGUUAUGAUGGCUAUGCUGUUAGCAGCCAGAAUGCUUCAGAAUGUCAAGAUGAAGAUGAAUGCCUGACAAAAACAUCAAAAUGUGACCAGAACUGUACCAACACUGAAGGGAGUUACACAUGUUCUUGUACAACUGGUUGGUCACUCGAUGUAGAUGGGCUCACAUGCAAAGACACAGACGAGUGUGCCUUGUCUACAUCAAACUGUCAACAGAAUUGCACAAACACUGUUGGCAGCUAUACAUGUUCAUGCAAUGAUGGCUAUGUGGUUAGCAGUCAAAACGCUUCCGAGUGUCAUGGAACUUCAACUCAUAAUGUUCAAAUCACAUUUCAAAUGGAUGUGUCUGAACUUGAACUAGAAGAUGUUAACAGCACAGACUACAAAACAUUAAAGCAAGAAGUGGAAUCACAUAUGUUCAAGAGACUUCAUGCAACUGGCUUGGCUAUACUUGAUGUUAAAGUAAAGAAAAUGAGUGGACUCAGGGACACUCUACUUAGCAAAGAAAUACUGUGCUGUACUGGCGCUCUACUGCUAGACCACGCCAUCCCACUUAGAAAAGAAAUACUAAAGGGAAGUCUCAUCACAGACCUCGCUGCAUUAAUUGACAAAGUCCUUGAAACCAACCCAGAAAAAGCACUGAAAAUUUCUCUACAGUUAGCUAUUGGUGAAGUCAGUAACUUGAACAAUAAGUCUUCUGUUAUCAUAGAUAUCACUGUGGAAUCUAAUCCAGUCUAUGCAUCCACUUGUGAACUACGAAAUCGAACAAAUCCAUGCAAGGGGAAUGAACGCUGCUCAAUUGAAAAUGGUUCCACUGUUUGCCGAGUUGAAGAAUCAAGUUACCUACAGACCCUUCUAGGACUUUCCAUUGGAUUACCAGCUGCAACGAUUAUCUUAAUUGUAUCAGGGCUGGUAAUUUACUAUUGCUGCAAAAAAAUGUCUAGAAAAAAUAAAAUAUUUAUUUAACUAUAUUAUUUUUAUUACAACUUUUCAGAAUAUACCAGUUGAU